AUGCCCCCAUGGGGAAGACCACCAGGGGGACGUCCGGGGAGGAAGAACCACAGGGGAUGGGGGGGCCAACAGUCGUGGGUUGAAGAGAUAGAAGAUUCUGAUGACGACGACGCUGGGCAAGGCGUUGAAUUAGAGCUGGCGGUCUCGCAGCGAAGACACGUUUCGGAUGAGCUUCAUUUCACCGGGGUGGAUCUGGGUUCUUCAAGAGUGCGGCGACGGAAAGCCAAUGCAUAUGACGAGGAUUCCGACUAUUCCGAAGAUGAUGAUGACGAUGGUCAAGCUCCAAACAUGCAAAUCAUGCUAAGGGAAAAGGAGGAUUUAUUGGUUGAACGAGCUCUGGAACGGAUUAGACGUGCCCGGAUGCUGGGUAAGACCAAUGUUAAGUUGAGCCAAGCAGAGGUUGAUGCUUUGGAACGAGCAGAACGGAUCCAGAAGCAACCAGAUCCUUCCAGAAAUGUCAAAGGUAAACAGGUCGCUACAACGCGACCUCGGGCGCAGGAGCGAAAACGCAGCAAAACUGACAAGCCGUCAACGAGCACUCCUCCAUUGAAGGCCAUAGAGCCAAAACGGAAGGCCAAAAGCUCGUCUCAGGAAGAGCCUCGACCUUCUUACCCUGCCAUCCCCGGUCCCGAUUAUGGCCAAAGCAGUGGUGCCAUGGUCUACGCUCCCCCUGGAUACUACACUGGAACUGCGCAGCGGCCAAGAAGCUCUAGCUCUAAAUCUAGAUCUCGAACUGCAUCAUCUCAAUCACUUCGUCAACCACAACAGCAGACUCCAUCCAUCCCUCAGUACCAGCAUCCCUACCAUGCUGGGCGGUAUUUUUCGAACCCUGAUACAGCCUACGCCGGCCUGCCUCCAUCGAACCCAUCCCUUCGCUCUGAUCCGUCAAAUCCUAACUGGGAACCCAGAGCACGCUCUGCUUCGAACCUCGUUCCUUAUCCAGUCGACCAACCACCUUAUCCUUUGUAUCAACCUCCACCGCCUCAAUUCGAUCCACGAGAUCCUCGAUUUGCUGUACCCCCGGGCCCACGAAUUGCCUCAGGUCCUCCAGAUAUGUAUCCAGUCCCACAGAUACCCGGUUAUCGCCAUCCUCAAGAUGAAAUGUUUCUGUACAGUCCUAACACGCUAGUUCACGAAACGAUGACUGGAGAGAAUGACGAGGAGGAGGAGGACGAUGAUGAUCAAGGAGUAGAGAUAGAUGUGGUAGAGCGAUCGGGCGGGUCUUAUGGGAUUCAAACAAGAAGCAGCGCUGCAGCUGCCGCAGGUAAUAGAGGCCGAGGUGGAGGUAUUGUUGCUAAGAGGGGCAAAAGAGGGAAGUGA
Molecule: messenger RNA, 1320 nt
Organism: Endocarpon pusillum Z07020
Lineage: Eukaryota; Fungi; Ascomycota; Eurotiomycetes; Verrucariales; Verrucariaceae
Exons: 1
Coding region: 1-1320 (439 amino acids)
Source: RefSeq, a predicted model, not a curated record